Messenger RNA from Ostertagia ostertagi, 1764 nucleotides. NCBI's taxonomy places the organism in Eukaryota, Metazoa, Nematoda, Chromadorea, Rhabditida, Trichostrongylidae. The record is from the annotation of a GenBank genome assembly.
AUGGCUGUCGAGGCUGAUCGUCUGGACGAAGAGAUCUGUAAGGAGGCAUCUGCUUUUACGAAAAUCUUCUAUGAUGCUAUGGACCGGAAACGUGAUAAAAUCAAUUAUCUUUAUUGUGAGAGCGGAUCGACAUUGGUGUGGAACGGAAAUCCCGUAUCAGGAUGCGAUAAUAUAUUCAAGUUUAUAUCGUCAUUGCCAGAAACAGACCAUCAUUUGGUCUCCGUGGAUGUUCAGCGAGUAAAUGCAGGCCUCCCUGGCUCUCCGGAUUUACUCACAGUUACGACCGCAGGCACAGUCACUCUGGGUGGCACUGUACAUGCCUUCACACAUACGUUCAUUCUCAUGGUUGAAGAUGGAAAAUAUAAGUUCGAGCAGCUUCAUUUGAAAACCGUGGAACUGCUAGCAGCCAAGGCUGCCGCCUAUGGUUUACCAGCUGAAUCUGAUGACUAUCCCGAUAAGGAAGAAACGACGUGCGUAACUGGCGACUCAGUGCUAGCGAGUGCACUUUGUUCCACAGUGCGGGAGGCUCGUAACAUGGAGUUACCGCUGGUUGAGAAGCAAGAAGCUCCGGAGGUUGUGGCCCUCCGAGCAAACAUGCAACGAUUACGACUUCUCAAGGAACGAAUGAGUGUUUGCACUAAGACUAUGGCAGAGCUGCGUACGUCGUAUGCGAGCGUAACGGCUCGUACAUCCAGCCUUCACGACGCUUGUGAUCGAGCAUUGGCAUAUCAAACAGCACUUGCAUGCAGAGAGCUGAGCAAAUUCCGAACGAACUUGCAUUUUUUCAAGCAAGCCGAUAUCAUCAUGAAGAAACUAAACAAUACGACAAAAAUUUCUGUAACUGGACAAAUGUUCACUGGUAUCCUCGCCACGAUCGAUGAAUGCCUGACCUUUCUUCGUCAGCAUCCAGAGUACAAGGAGUCUGCUGCUUACAUCGUAAAAUACGAGCAAUGCCUCAGUAGGGCGAUGACAUGGAUCCGUGUCGGAGUGAUGGCAGAUAUCGAGGCUUCUGUCAACGAUGUCAGAGAUCGACAGUCUCAAUUACAGACUACGCUAAAUUGGGCCGAGGAGGAGCUGAUGACGAUACUUUUGCUCUACUCUACGGGCUGCACUCUCGGUUGCCGAGCAAAGAUUUGCACAGGUUCCGGAAGCUGCAAGCCAAUGCUAGCUGAGUGCAAGCAGGCUUAUUCAUAUAGACAGCAACUUUUGACGCCGAUUAUUCAAGCCUACCUAGCUCAUAUGUCUUCGAAACUCUUCUGUGCCUUGACACGGAAUAGCAUUACCUUUCAUUUGGGUCUUUGCGAUGAUGAGUUUCGUCUUUAUCGGCAGUUCUUCUCAACGGGCCAGGUGUCAGGCGGUCCACCGUCUCGUUUCGGUCGACGCAGCCCAACUCCUUCAGUGGCGUCAGCCCGCACGCAACAUUCUGAUACCCCUCAUCCAUUUGAGGAAUUUAUAGAGGCAAUUUGCCGGUUGUUGUACGAUAUGUUGCGCCCGAUCGUGAUUCACAAUCCACAUUUGGAGACCUUAGCAGAGUUGUGUUCUAUUCUUAAGGUCGAAAUGAUCGAGGAAAGGUGCUCCGUGCUUCCACCGAUUGUGGCUGAAGAAUGCACCUCAUUUGAUCCACGUGCUGGUUUUGUGCAUGUUAUUGGCGAAUUAGUGGGAGAUGUGUCGUAUAACUUCGUAUAUAGAGCUGUCCUGUAUGGUCAAACUGAUAUUGCCGGCUACAAGCCAGCGGCGGGAGAUUGGCAAUAUCAGAGAGUUUAG